UGAACGCGGGCGCCCAUGCUCCGCCCCGCGAGCGCCGCUUGGGCCGCCGAGGCCCCCAGGCGCUGGUGAGUGCCGCGCCGGGCCGCAACCUGAAGCAGAGGUAGCGGCGCCCGGCGGUCAUCAGAGGGCUCGGAGCCCCCCGGCGGCAGGUCGGAGGGGGCCGGUUGUUCCUGUUCCCCCGAGCCACACGAAGAUGAACAGACUGCACUUCCACAACAACAAAACCAUGCAGGACCGCCGCUGCGUCUGCGUCUUUUUGCCCAACGACGACACGCUCGACGUCAUCGUCAACGUGAAGACCUUGUGCCAGGAGCUGUUGGUCCAGGUGUGUGACCUGCUGAGGCUGAAGGACUGUCACCUGUUCGGACUCAGCGUCAUUCAGAAUAAUGAACACAUCUAUAUGGAGCUGGAUCAGAAAAUAUCCAAGUACUGCCCCAAAGAAUGGAAGAGAGAGGCCAGCAAGAUGAUAAACAGGGAUUUCCACUCGCUUCUUUUCCAGGGCAUAGACCAGUUCGGGCCUCCGAUGAUCAUUCACUUCAGAGCUCAGUACUACGUUGAGAACGGGAGGUUAAUCAGUGACCGGGCGGCCAGGUACUAUUACUACUGGCACUUGAGGAAGCAGGUGCUGCUCUCACAGUGCAUCCAAAGGGAGGAGGCCUACUUCCUGCUGGCAGCCUUCGCCCUGCAGGCCGACCUGGGCAACUUCAAGCGUAACAAGCACUUUGGGAAGUACUUUGAACCUGAAGCCUACUUCCCUUCAUGGGUGAUAACCAAGCGGGGCCGCGAGUACAUCCUGAGGCACAUCCCCAACAUGCACAAGGACCAGUUUGCCCUCACGGCUUCGGAGGCGCACCUCAAGUACAUCAAGGAAUGUGCCCACCUGGACGACGUCACUGUCCACUACUACCGGCUGUACAAGGACAAGAAGGAAGUGGAGGCAUCUCUUACUUUGGGACUGACUUUACGUGGUAUCCAAAUAUUCCAGAAUGUCGGGUCUGUGCGGCAACUCCUGUACGACUUCCCCUGGACCAACGUGGGAAAACUGGUAUUUGUGGGGAAGAAGUUUGAGAUCCUCCCCGACGGCCUGCCCUCGGCGCGUAAACUCAUCUACUACACAGGUUGCCCCCUGCGCUCUCGCCACCUCCUGCAGCUGCUCAGCAACAGCCACCGGCUCUACAUGAACCUGCAGCCCGUUCUCAAACAAGUCCGCCGGCUGGAGGAGAACGAAGACAAGAAGCAGUACCGGGAGUCGUACAUCAGCGAUGCUCUGGAACUGGACAUGGACCAGCUGGACAAGCGUUCCCGGGCCAGCGGCAGCAGCGCAGGGAGCAUGUCUCACCACAAGCGGCUGUCCCGCCACUCCACCACCAGCCACGGCAGCUCGCACACCUCCGGCAUCGAGGCGGACAGCUUCAGGGCCUCGGGUCAAGCGCCGCACAGGCCCCUGCGGACCUGCAGCUCGUCCACGACCAGCCACGGCAGCUCGCACACCUCCGGCAUCGAGAGCAGCGGCAAGGAGCGGAUGCUGGACGAUGACGAGAUCGAGAUGCUGGUGGACGACCCCAAAGACUACGAGGAGCUUCAUGAGAUGGUUCUGGACCAGGAGCUGUGCAUCCACAUCACCGAGGACAUGUUGACCAUGUCGCCCGAUCCGACCAACGGAUACUCAGGACUGAUAGUGAAAGACGUCGGCUCCUCCACCUCCAGCUCCUCUGAGACGGUCAUCAAGAUGAGAGGACAGAGCAUCGAGUCUCUGCCGCAGACGUCUGCGUGCAGGAAGCCUCAGUCUUCCACCGACCGACACAGCCAGUCUCUGGACGACGUCCGGCUCUACCAGAAGGACUGCCUGCAUUGGGCGGAGCUCUGCCAGGACACCGCCCACAGCUACACGUUCGGCUGCGCCCAGGAGCUGAGCGACGGAGGAGGAGGAGGAGGCGGCGGCGGCGGCGGCUGUCAGGGCCUCGCCGACCAGCGCGCCGGCAUGCUGGGCGAGCAGCACCCGUUUCCCAUCAAGAGAACCAACAAGUACUUCUCCCUGGAUCUGUCCGGCGAGGAGGUGCCCGAGUUUGUGGUGUGACAGCGAGGAAACAAGGCGAGGGGCCCUCUCGCCCCCCCGGAGUAGAGAGGCUUCAGCCCUCGGGGGGAAGGAGAGGCGAGCGAAGGAGAACACUGACAAGUCGGCUGGCCGAA
Messenger RNA from Gasterosteus aculeatus aculeatus (three-spined stickleback), 2190 nucleotides. NCBI's taxonomy places the organism in Eukaryota, Metazoa, Chordata, Actinopteri, Perciformes, Gasterosteidae. The record is from RefSeq and is a predicted model, not a curated record.